AUGGCCACCACUGGGAACAAGAAUAUCAAUGCUAAACUGGUGCUUCUUGGAGAUGUUGGUGCAGGAAAGUCCAGUCUUGUAUUGCGUUUUGUUAAAGGACAGUUUGUUGAGUUUCAGGAAUCAACCAUAGGUGCUGCGUUUUUCUCCCAGACAUUGGCUGUCAAUGAUGCAACUAUAAAAUUUGAGAUUUGGGACACAGCAGGUCAGGAGAGAUACCACAGCUUGGCUCCAAUGUACUACAGGGGAGCUGCUGCAGCAAUUAUAGUGUAUGAUAUAUCUAAUCAGGCCUCAUUUGAGCGAGCGAAAAAAUGGGUUCAAGAACUUCAGGCUCAAGGCAACCCAAAUAUGGUUAUGGCACUUGCGGGGAACAAAGCUGAUUUGCUAGAUUCAAGGAAGGUUGCUGCUGAGGAAGCACAAGUUUAUGCUCAGGAGAAUGGCCUUUUCUUUAUGGAAACCUCAGCAAAAACUGCAACCAAUCAAAAAGACUACCUCGAUUGCAGCCAGCACCAAACCCUUCUGGAAUGGUUAUUAUGGAUAGACCUACAGAAAGGACAGCAAGCGCAUCUUGCUGCUCCUAAAUACCCGAGUGGCAGCGAUAUUGUUGCAUGUCUGUAUCUUCUUAGUAGUGCUCGUGAUGCUCACUAG
This is a messenger RNA of Dovyalis caffra, 645 nucleotides long. The record is from the annotation of a GenBank genome assembly. Lineage: Eukaryota; Viridiplantae; Streptophyta; Magnoliopsida; Malpighiales; Salicaceae.